Sinocyclocheilus anshuiensis is the source of this 385-nucleotide messenger RNA. RefSeq names its product GC-rich sequence DNA-binding factor 2-like. Gene Ontology annotation, biological process: mRNA splicing, via spliceosome. The coding region runs from base 23 to 349 and encodes 108 amino acids. NCBI's taxonomy places the organism in Eukaryota, Metazoa, Chordata, Actinopteri, Cypriniformes, Cyprinidae. The record is from RefSeq and is a predicted model, not a curated record. Gene Ontology annotation, cellular component: nucleus. The transcript has 4 exons. Gene Ontology annotation, molecular function: DNA binding.
GGGUUAUGAGGAAUCGGAGAACAUGGAUAAGACUACUCUGCCAACCAUAAUUGAGAAGACAAUAGUUUCUAAAGUUCAAGGUUUUGUGGAGCUGGUGUGGGACCCUCUAUCUGCGCAGCAGUCUCAAACCCUCACGACACUGUGCAAGAGAAUACAUGAUUAUUCUGUAUUUGAUGGUGAACAAAGCAAACCUGUCAAGGCCUUUGUAGAAGCAGUUAUUCAGAGGUUAAGGAGUGCAGUAGACAAUGACGUCUUUGUUCCACUGUACCCAAAAAAGUUUUUAGAGGAUAAACGCUCCCCACAGUUCCAGUUUCAGAACAGACAGUUUUGGUCAGCAGUGAAGGUUUGACAUUUCACUUCUGGUCAUGUUGUGACUGACUAUUAA